AUGAAGGUCACAUGUCUUGUUUCCAUUGCAGCUCUUGCAGCCGGUGUGGGAGCCCAAGCUAGCGACGCUGCUUUUGAGCCGCAAGACUUCAACAUCACUGCGGCUCUCGAAAACCUCGGCGUCGACGUUUCGGCUCUGCCAGAACCUGCGAAUGCACUCAGUGCCCGUGUCUCAGAUGCGCAAUGCUCACAUGCUUGCACAGCGCUGACGAUACUCUUCGGCACCGACAAGGUCUUGGCUGAAGGAGCAACCACAUACAGCAACUUUACCGGGGGAUACUGGUCUGCGCAACAAGGCUUAGUACGACCUUCUUGUGUGUUCAAACCCACGAAGACAAUCGAGGUCUCAACAUUGGUGCUUGCGGCUAGGUUGUACCAAUGCCCCUUCGCCGUUAAAGGCGGUGGCCAUGCUGCGUGGGCCGGUGCAUCUAGUAUCGAAGAUGGAAUCACUGUAUCGCUUGAAAGCUUCAAGCAGGCUGUUGUUGCCUCCGAUAAGCAGACGGUCGACAUUGGUCCUGGACUCCGAUGGAUAGACGUCUACAAUGCUGUUGAGAAAGACGGUCUGAGUGUCGCGGGAGGGCGUAUGGCCCCCGUUGGCGUGCCUGGCCUCAUUCUCGGAGGCGGCAUAUCUCACUUUGCGAGCAAGCGCGGUUGGGCUUGUGAUAACGUGGCGAGUUUCGAACUCGUCACAGCUUCUGGUAUCGCGAUCAACGUCAGCGCGACCACUUAUCCCGACCUAUACUGGGCACUGAGAGGAGGCGGCAACAAUUUCGGGAUCGUUACAAACUUCGAGCUUGACGCUUUCCCUCUUGGCCAGAUGUGGGGAGGCCAGCGGGUGUACCUCGAAGAUGCAUACCCCGCGGUACUCGAUGCGAUCCAUCAAUUCACAGUCUCUGGUUCUGUCAAGGAUGAAGAUGCUGCCCAGAUUGUUACUUUCGCAAGCGCGCCCGGGAUCGGCAAGUUGGCUUUCGCCAACCUCCACUACGCGAAGCCUAUUGCGAACGCGCCUGUCUUCUCGAGUUGGGGUAAUAUCACUGCCAUCGAUGAUACGACUGGCCUUCGCCCGAUGUCCGGCAUGGCCGAUCUCCUCAAUCAGGGUGCUCCUGCUCUUGGUGCUUUCCAGACCUGGUGGGGCAUUAGUCUGAAGAUGGACAGAUCACUGCUCGAGUUCAUCGUCGAUACGUUCUACACGCAAGAAGCCACCGUCGCCGACAUCGAGAAGAUCCUGCUCAUCAUGGCUAUCCAGCCCAUCACCGAAAGCGCGACCAAGGCCAUGCAAAAGAACGGUGGGAAUGCUCUAGGUAUCGAUCCAGCAAACGGCCCGUACUUCGUGCUCAACUUCAACGCUGCCUGGAACAACAAAGAAGACGAGCCCAAGUUUCACAGUGUGAUUGCCAACAUCAUCAAACUUGUAAAAGCGGAAGCGAAGCGGAGGAAGCUGGACAACGACUUUGUGUAUCUUAACUACGCAUCCGAAUACCAAGACCCCAUCGGCAGCUACGGAGCGAAGAACAAGCAACGACUGAUGAAGAUAUCCAAGAAGUACGAUCCGAAACAGGUCUUCCAAUACCUGCAACCGGGUGGCUUCAAGCUUGUCAAAGGCGCGCCGAACCCGAAUACUCCGUACGUACCAGUUGCCAUUGAUCAUGAGCUCUAA
Molecule: messenger RNA, 1656 nt
Organism: Alternaria novae-zelandiae
Lineage: Eukaryota; Fungi; Ascomycota; Dothideomycetes; Pleosporales; Pleosporaceae
Exons: 4
Coding region: 1-1656 (551 amino acids)
Molecular function (GO): oxidoreductase activity; FAD binding
Source: RefSeq, a predicted model, not a curated record